Phragmites australis (common reed) is the source of this 1323-nucleotide messenger RNA. RefSeq lists its product as uncharacterized. The transcript has 2 exons. NCBI's taxonomy places the organism in Eukaryota, Viridiplantae, Streptophyta, Magnoliopsida, Poales, Poaceae. The record is from RefSeq and is a predicted model, not a curated record. The coding region runs from base 165 to 1073 and encodes 302 amino acids.
AGAUCAACACAAACAGAAAAAGAAAUCUGUAAAAGAAAAAGAAAAAGAGAACCCUAGUGGCACCGAUCGAAGAGUCAAUAACCGGCGAGUCGGCGACGGCUAUGCGUCACAAAUCGAUCCAGUGACACCGCCGCUGUCGUUUCGUUCAUUCGCUUUGUGCUGACAUGAAGACCUUACAGAUCGAUCCGUCCCCCGCGGCGCCGGCCAAGUCGCGGCUGAAGCGGCUGUUCGAGCGGCAGGUGCUGCGGGUCUCGCCGGCGGAGCGGCUCCCGUCGGUCCCCAGCGGCGGGGAGAAGGAUCAGCUGUCGGAGCCCAGCUCGGUGUGCCUGGACGGCAUGGUCCGGAGCUUCUUGGAGGACGGCGGCGGCGAGCGGGGCGCGGCCGCGCGGUGCUGCAACUGCUUCAACGCCGGCGACACUUCCGACGACGAAGACGGCCCCGCUGCGGCGGAGGCUGCAGCCACCGACAUCGCAGAGACCAUCAAGGGCCUCGUCCACUGCGCCAGCCUCCGGGAACGCAACCUCCUAGCCGACGUUUCCACCCUCGUCGAGCGCCACCGCGCCGCAGGCGCGCGCAAGCGCGACCUCCUCCGCCUUCUGGCCGAGUCCCUCCGCACCGCGGGACACGACGCCGCGGUCUGCCUGUCCCGCUGGGAGAAGUCCUCCUCCCACCCUGCCGGGGAGCACGCGUACCUGGACGUCCUCCUUCCCGCCGGCUCCGAGCGCGGCGAGCGCGAGCGCGUUCUCGUGGACGUCGACUUCCGGUCUGCGUUCGAGGUCGCGCGGCCCACCAAGGCGUACCGCGCCGUGCUGCAACGGCUGCCAUCGGUGUUCGUCGGGAGGGAGGACCGCCUGCGCCUCCUCGUGGCAGCCGCCGCCGACGCGGCGCGCGCCAGCCUCAAGAAGCGCGGCCUCCACCUUCCGCCCUGGCGCAAGCCCGAGUACAUGCGCGCCAGGUGGCUCUCCCCCUACGAUCGCGAGGCUCCCCCUCCGCCUCCGCCGCCGCCGCCUGAAUCCUCCACCAGUGACCUCGCCGGCGACGGCGAAGGAGGUGGAGGCGGGCCCAGUGCUUAACUGAGGGCGUUUUUGGAAUUCCUUUUCUCUUUUUAUUAUCCGGGAAUUUACAGUGUGGUCCUUCUACAGGGACUGGACGCAAAUGUUCUGCUUUGUUUUUUUGCUCCUUUUAUUUUUUUUCCUUUUUACCCUUUCAUGGGUUUCAUUUUCCCUGCGGAGUAGUAACUAGUACCGGUAAGUAUGGAGAAGGAGACCAAAAAAAAAUUGUAGUGUUAGUUUUGCAGAGAUAAAAAAGGAGAUUCUGGAUUGA